GGCAGUAGAUUCCCAGCUGUUGUGUAGAGCACUCAGUCCAGUAGCUAGAACACAGUGUCCCACUUGUUUCCACCAUGGAGUGUACAGUACCACCACCUGACAGACUCCGCAGACCCCUGGUUAUCCCAUACAAGUACAUGAUGAGUGCCGGCCCUACAAAUGCCUCUGCACGUGUUCUUCAUGCUCUUUCCAACCCUAUUAUUGGUCCACUACAUAAGGAAGCAUAUGAGGUGCUGGAUGAUAUAAAAGCUGGUUUGCAGUACGUCUUCCAGACAAAAAAUGAGAUGACUUUUGCAAUGUGUGGAUCAGGUACUCUAGGAACAGAGGCAUCUAUAGUGAAUCUGUAUGAACCAGGAGAUACAGUUCUUGUUGCCUGUAAUGGAAUAUGGAGUGAAAGAGCAGCAGAUAUUGCUGAAAGACUUGGAGCAAAUGUACAUACAAUAGAAACAACUCAUGGAAAGACAUUCACUUUAAAAGAGAUUGAAGAUGCGUUAGAAAAGUAUAAGCCACAGAUAUUUUUCAUAGUGCAAGCAGAGAGUACAACUGGAGUUUUUCAAGAUGUGCAGCAUAUUGGACCACUGUGUCAUAAAUACAAUUGUCUUCUGAUUGUGGAUGCAGUAGUAGGAGUAGGUGGAGUUCCAAUAUUUGUUGACAAAUGGGACAUCGAUGUUGCUUUUGCUGGCUCACAGAAGGCACUUGGAGGACCAACUGGUCUUGCACCAAUUACGUUUGGUCCUCGUGCAGUAAAGAAGAUGAUGAAUCGUAAGACCAAAGUCCACAGUUUCUAUAUGGAUGCUUUGGAGUUUGCUAAGAACUGGAAGAGCUUGGGACCUGAAGUUCCCAGAGGGUAUCACUAUACUUUGUCUAUGAAUCUUCUUUUUGCACUGCGUGAAGCUCUAGCUGAAAUUGUAGAAGAAGGGCUGGAAAACCGAUGGAAGAGGCAUCAUGAAACUGCUGAGAGAGUUCGUGCAGGUGUUCAUAAGCUUGGUCUUGAAUUGUUUCCACAUGAGGGAGAAACCCCUCUUAACUGUGUGACAACAGUACGUACAAAGCCAGGAAUUGAUUGGAGGAAACUAAGACAUUAUGCAAUGGAUGUUUACAAAAUGGAUCUGCCUGGAGGAUUUGGCAAAACAGCAAAACAGGUACACAGAAUUGGUCUUAUGGGAAGCAAUGCAAACCCAUAUACUGCUGAUUUCACUCUGGAAGUCCUCAAGGAUGCAAUAGAACAUUGUAAAAUAAGUGAAUGAUCCAAGCAACAGAAGCGUUCUUAGUCACAAGAACUUCGAAAGCCAGUUUCAAAUAAUAUCUGUGCAAAAGCGUGACUAUCCACAUAAAUUAUUUUUAAAACCACAAAAAAGUUCACUAAAUUUUUCUCCUGCUGAUUAUGCCAAAGAAUGUGUAAAAAAAGUCUGUUUGUUACCAAAGGAGAAACAUUAGCCAAAACACUGAAUUAUUUGGUUCCCUUCAUAAUGUCAUGGAUUAAUUUUCUGCUUUAUUCUUCACUUAUUUUGAUACGAUGUUAAAAUAGAUCAAAAAUGUAGCACUACAUUACCAAAAUGUAAAAAACAAAAGGAAAAAAUUAUUCAAAUAA
Molecule: messenger RNA, 1591 nt
Organism: Schistocerca piceifrons (Central American locust)
Lineage: Eukaryota; Metazoa; Arthropoda; Insecta; Orthoptera; Acrididae
Product: alanine--glyoxylate aminotransferase-like
Exons: 7
Coding region: 75-1247 (390 amino acids)
Cellular component (GO): peroxisome
Molecular function (GO): L-alanine:glyoxylate transaminase activity; L-serine:pyruvate transaminase activity
Source: RefSeq, a predicted model, not a curated record